UUAUCAUCACUCAGAUUCGUCAAAACAAUUAUUGGCUUCUGGUUCUGAAACUCACAAAAUUGCCGUUUGGAAAAUUUAUAACGAUUGAUUACUUCCUUGCUUUACCAGUUUAGGAUUAUCUUAAAAUUUUGUUAUAUUUCAACAAAGAUGAACAUAUUUUUGGGAUCGAUUCCUGGAUUUAAUGCUACAAUAAAGGCCAAGUUUAAUCACUUCUUAGUAGAUGAAAUAUCCAACUUUGAAGAAACAGAUGGAAGGCUUUCUUCAGACCAAACAUCUGCAAUUAUUGAUCAAAGUUUAAUUUUGAAAAGAAGAGCGGAGCAAACAUCUUCGAUCCCCUCAAAACGCAGUAAGACAGAAACAAAUGUCCCAACAAGCAUUAAUUUUGAAUGCGAUAUCGGCUGGUGCAAGACAUUUUUACAGGAAAAGUUAUCAGAGUCUGUUUUUUCAAAUUUACAAAAUUUUGCUAAAGUGGCUUUGGAUAACUGUCGGAAUAAAAAUAUUGAUCCACUGAAAAUUGGAACUUUUUCAGUAAAACUUGAGAGAUUGUUACUGCAUCGUAGUAUUAGUUAUUUGUUUCCACAAUUGAAGACGAUUACUACUCCACGUUCUGAUAUUAUAACUGCAGACAUCAACGGCGAUUUUCAACAGUUUCAAAAUUUAAUUGGGGUGGAACAAACCGAAAGCUUGCUGAGAUUUGUAUUGGUGGAGAGACUUGAGAAGUACAAGAACAGUGUGACAAUAGAAGGUGAAUAUUCUAAGGAAAUUCGACGCCAGAUUCACCAUUUGAUAGGAAGUAGUUUUGGAAAAUUUGUAGAAACAAAAACCUGGACUGGCAAUGAUGGAAAAAGUAGAAUUGUUGUCAGAAUAAAACAACGCAAGGAGAAAAAGAAUACAAAGGAAAGUGAUGACAUUACAGCGUUCACUCUUUGGAAAAAGAACACUGAAACACACAGUGCAAUGCAGCAACUUUCUAUGCAUCUUCAACUACGUCCCCACAUGUUUAAAUAUGCUGGAAUUAAAGAUAAAAGAGCAAUCACCACGCAAUGUUGCACUGUAUCUGGAAUUGGAUCGGAAAGAUUCCAAAAAGAGUGCGAGUCACUACCUAGUCAUCUUCGAGUCAGUAAUAUACGACCUGUUUCUCGUGCAAUAUGUUUAGGAGAAUUGGCCGGGAAUCAUUUCACUAUCAGGCUAAGCAAUGUUCAUCGCCUGAAACAAUGCGAAACAAAAACGAGUGUAAGGAAGGUCGUAGAAUCUGCUUUGGAAGAAGUGAAGACAACUGGAUUUAUCAAUUACUUCGGGCCACAAAGAUUUGGACGUAAGAUUUCGUCAUCUGGCACACAAAUUGAAAAGCGUUAUUCUCCUAAUGAAGAAGCCCCAAUCAUCGGUCUGGCAAUGUUGAGAAGCGACUUUAAACGGGCAGUUGAUGUUUUAUUGUCUCCCGUUGAAAAUGUGACGUCACCACGAGUAAAUGAUGCGGAAGAAGCGAAAGCCUAUUUCCAAUCUACGGCAGAUAUAGCAGGAGCCUUGGAACGGAUGCCUCGACACAAAAUACGGGAAAUUUCAAUCUUACGUACCCUGCGUCGUUACGGCACCACGGACAAUCACGCAUACGUCAAAGCAUUGAUGGGACUGACGCAUAGUGCAAGACUAUUUUACGUACACAGUUUUUGCAGUUGGAUAUGGAACAAGAUAGCGGCUCUGCGUAUUCAACGAUAUGGAAAGAAAGUCGUGACUGGAGAUCUAGCUUUGAAGAAAGACUCAGAUAGUCUUGGAACUAACUCAGAAGCAAACAAAGAAAAGGUAUUUGUCGUAACCGAUGAAGAUAUUUUACUCAGGCGUGUUGAACUUGGAGAUGUCGUGCUCACCGUACCUGGUAAUCAAGUUAUGUAUGCACCUAACAUGAAGGACGAAUAUAUGAAAUAUUUUCAGUUCUACGAACCAACAGGCGAUAUACAUAACGAUUCAUCCACCGAAUCUCAAAAAUUCCGCAUCCCGGAGUUGAAAUUGAACGCGCCUGGAACGUACCGGAAGCUUCUUGAGUUCCCUUUGAAUUUGAGUCACAGAUUUCUGGGUUUUCACAAGUCGCCCAUCACUGAAAGGUUGUCAGAUACACUCAAAACACAAAGCGAAAACUUAAACACAAUCGAAUGCGAAGUAACUGGAGUAAGUGCGGAGGAAGUCGAUGGCUUAUCAUCUGGUGCACCUCCUCUGGCUUGUGGGAAGGAGCACUCUAAUAUGAACAGAGAAAAGCUCACAAUAAGUACAUUGUCUAAUGAUACGGAUUUAAAAUAUAACUCUGGUUCUAGUGAUCUUCCACAGUGCCAGGUCAAGGUAGACGGUGCCGCAAAGAAUUUGCCGGUUUGUGACGUUGAAAUUGAAUUCGAUUUACCCCCCUCUUGCUAUGCCACCACUUUCAUCAACGAGUUAACUAAAGGAAACAUGAAAUGUUGAAAUAAAGUGAAUUGAAUGCAAUCUG
Messenger RNA from Styela clava, 2476 nucleotides. RefSeq names its product pseudouridylate synthase PUS7L-like. The record is from RefSeq and is a predicted model, not a curated record. Lineage: Eukaryota; Metazoa; Chordata; Ascidiacea; Stolidobranchia; Styelidae. Gene Ontology annotation, biological process: pseudouridine synthesis. Gene Ontology annotation, molecular function: RNA binding; pseudouridine synthase activity. Gene Ontology annotation, cellular component: nucleus.